UCCGCUCAUCCCUUCCGUGCUGUCCCUUUGCUGCAGGUGAAAUUCUCCUUCCCUGGCUGCGUGCGGCGCCCGUGCUGGCCGCGGUCCUGCCCAGGCAGGUGGCGCGAGCUCAGGGCUGGCCCGGGAUCGAGCUGCAGCCCCAGAGGAAGCCCUCGGCCGGGCCCAGGCUGGCAGGGGCAGGAGAAUGAGUGGGCAGCGUGUGGAUGUCAAAGUAGUGAUGCUGGGAAAGGAGUAUGUGGGCAAGACCAGCCUGGUGGAGAGAUAUGUCCAUAACCGCUUCCUCGUUGGACCCUAUCAAAACACGAUCGGGGCUGCGUUUGUGGCCAAAGUGAUGUCAGUCAGGGGCCGGACAGUAACCUUGGGGAUCUGGGACACGGCCGGGUCGGAGCGCUACGAGGCCAUGAGUCGGAUAUACUACCGAGGGGCCAGAGCUGCCAUUGUGUGUUAUGAUCUCACGGAUAGCAGCAGCUUUCAGCGAGCUAAGUUCUGGGUGACCGAGCUGCAGAACUUCGAGGAGAACUGCCAGAUCUAUCUGUGUGGCACCAAGAGCGACCUGUUGGAAGAGGACAGGAAGAAGCGGGGCAUUGACUUCCAUGAUGUGCAGGAUUACGCAGACGAGAUUAAGGCUGAGCUCUUUGAAACCUCCAGUAAGACAGGCCAGAGCGUGGAUGAGCUGUUCCAGAAGGUGGCUGAGGAUUAUGUCCAGCUCAUGGCCUUCCAGGUGAUGACAGGUUCCGAGGUUGGGUGGUUCCUGAGCUCCCGGUGUGCAGGGAGCAGCAGCUGGCCGCUGAGUCCCACGGCGUCCCUGCAGGGUCUGUUCUCAGGCUCCGAGGCGAGAUGCACCCAGCCAAACCUGAGAGGAAAUGCUGGGACUCAGCACAGCUUGCAGCCGUGGUGCUGGCUUCCCCCUUCCCCUCCAUCUGUCAGCAGGGACUAUGUCCCCACCCGCUGCUGGAGAGAUGCAAGACUCCUGUGUGCUGGGGUGCGGGAAGGAGGGAUCCCCCAAGGGCCAGCGCCAGGGAGAACAGGUUGGUGUCUGGUGCCGGUGAAGGGGGCAUAUGCUAUGGCGGACGGCGCUGGCCGGACGAGCUGCGAGUUAGCUGGAAUUUUAAGGGGCUGCUGUCAACCUGAAAAUCCCAUUUCCAUCUGCACACACUGCACCUGCUGCUGUUCCAGGGUGACUAGAGCUGCAGGCUGGAGAGAAACACUCUCUCGAGUUGUCGUUGCGUCAGUUGCAUUUCCUAUCCCAUGCUCUGCUAGCAGGGGGAGCGCUCGGCCUUGCACUCCUCAGCCCUGGGAGGGGGGCUGCUGGGGAAGAGGCAGCAGGCAGGCGUGGGCCCACAGGGGCCUAACCCAGAAGAUCAGCAGGAAACCCUGCGGGAAUUGUUCUUUAGGUUGAGGGCUCCCGGAUUCAAGGGGCUGUGAUCAGAGAAGUGGAUUCUAAGAACUGUUCCACUCGUGUCUCUUCCCUAAGCUCUGUCUGCUGCAGUCUGGUACCCACCUUCACGUCCUUAGUUUAGCAGAGGCUGGCUCUGUGGGCGGAAACUGAGCACCCUGCUGAGCUGGGCACAGAAGAGGCAGCAGCCCCCUUUCACUCGUCUUCUCUUUCCAGAGGAUGAAGGCGUAGACCUGAGCCAGAAGAACAGCACCUACUUCUACAGCUGCUG
Molecule: messenger RNA, 1667 nt
Organism: Chrysemys picta bellii (western painted turtle)
Lineage: Eukaryota; Metazoa; Chordata; Testudines; Emydidae
Source: RefSeq, a predicted model, not a curated record